AUGUCAGAUCAGAUGGACAUCGGCAGUAACAGCCUGACAUCGUCGGCAAAGACCUCCAAUUCACUCGCAACGAAAAUUACAGCUGUUCUCUCUACAUCUUUUUCUGAUACAGAGUUUCGUGAAGCCCUCGCCUUGCUUGACCAUCAAGGUUGGGCAAACGAUGCGAAGAACCGGAGACGGAUCAGGAUUAAUCGUCAGAAAGCUGUUAUAGACAGCAACGGGAUUGUGAUUGACAAUUUUAGCCGAGUCUCAGAGCAACUACAUCGUGUGAGGUCCAUACUCGAAACACUGAAAGCGGAGUAUGAAGACAUCAAGACUCAAGUAGCCCUGGCUCAAUCAGAGAUGUCACCUACGCUCUGCGAAGCCGCAUCCCUGUUAGAGACGCGUGAAGAAGUUUCCGUAAAGCAGGGCGUUUUAUCAGCAUUUAAGGAGUAUUUUCUUCUGAGCGAACCAGAGCUAGUGGCAUUGACAUCAACUGCCGAGCCUGUCGACGAGCGGUUUUUCGAGGCUCUGUCCAAGGCACGGAAGAUCAGUAAGGAUUGCGAGAUUCUACUGGGGCUUCAGCAGCAGACAUUUGGCCUAGAUUUAAUGGAACAGACAUCUAAACAUAUCAAUUUCGGAUUUCAGAAAUUAUACAAAUGGACUCAGAGAGAGUUCAAGACAUUGAACCUUGAGAAUCCACAGAUGAAUACGUCUAUUCGACAAGCUCUGAGAGUCUUGGCAGAGCAGCCGUCACUUUUUCAAAGCUGCCUCAGCUUCUUCGCAGAAACGAGAGAACGCAUCCUUUCGGAAGCGUUCCAUACCGCGUUGACUGGCAUAACUUCUCAUGGCGUCAAUGAUGCUUCUAUCAAACCGAUUGAUAUUGCAGCGCAUGAUAUGUUACGUUACGUGGGAGACAUGCUAGCGUGGGUGCACUCAGCCACCGUAAGCGAGCGCGAGGCUCUCGAGGUCCUAUUCAUCUCAGAGGGUGAAGAGCUUGCCAAGGGCCUAAGAAAAGGCAGGGAUGCGGAGAUUUGGCGCCUCGUCGCAGACGAUGACGACAAAGUUCGCGAGUUUGAUGCUCUUGGGGCCCUCAAUGAUCUGGUUGACAGAGACGUCGCUGGAGUUACAAGGCUGGUUCGCCAGCGCGUGGAGCAGGUAGUCCGCGCGAACGAAGAGAUUUUACCGGCAUACAAACUUGCAACUCUCCUUAGCUUCUAUGGUCUAACGUUUGAAAAGCUGCUCGGGUCGGCUUCGUUCCUGUACGAGUGUAUCCACGGUUUAGAGGCGCAGGCUUUUCGGCAGUUCCGGUCUUUACUCAAAGAUAAUAUCGCUACCAUGCAGACAGGCUCUGAAAACAUCCCCGUAAAUCUUUCGCCACCACUAUUCUUCAAUGAUGCAUUGGAUCAACUCGAUGCCAUUAUGCAUACGUACGACUCCUCGUUAUCCUCGACUGAUGCUCGUGAAGAUGAGGUUCAAAGCAUUUUGGCGGACGCCCUCGAACCAUUCAUAUAUGCGUGUAACAACAUGGCGAGGUCGAUGACUCCGCUGGAGGCGGCAAUAUUUACUAUCAAUUUCAAUAUUGCUGUCUCCAAAUGUCUUACCAAAUUCGAAUUCGCAAAGAAACGAGUGGAACAAAUUCGAUGCAACAUCCAAGAAGCAUUUGCAAGUAUUGUGCAAAGUCAACUCGAGUUCUUCCGAGUUCAAUCUGGGUUGGAAUAUUUGUUCAAUAGCAUCAAUGAUACUCGGAGUGACGACGGCUCUUCUCUAGACGAGGACAUGCUAACCAAAGCCAGUCAACAGUUGGAUGAAUUUCUACCCUCGGCCCUUAUGGAUGCUAUAGAUAGGGUCAAGUAUGUGCAAGACACAACAUUGGCCCGGCAAAUGACUGAGGAAGCUGCAGGCCUGUUCUGCAAGGAAUUCGAGAAACUCGAGCAGGAGAUCGAUAGCAGGGAUUCCAAUUCUACAGUCAGCAACGUGGCCGCUUUGCGAUCGCAGUUUCCCCGUACGUCUACAGAAAUCCGCGUUUUGCUAUCCUGA
This is a messenger RNA of Metarhizium album ARSEF 1941, 2019 nucleotides long. Its product is annotated as golgi transport complex subunit Cog6. The transcript has 2 exons. Gene Ontology annotation, cellular component: COG complex. Bases 1 to 2019 code for a protein of 672 amino acids. The record is from RefSeq and is a predicted model, not a curated record. Lineage: Eukaryota; Fungi; Ascomycota; Sordariomycetes; Hypocreales; Clavicipitaceae. Gene Ontology annotation, biological process: intra-Golgi vesicle-mediated transport.